Molecule: messenger RNA, 1416 nt
Organism: Carcharodon carcharias (great white shark)
Lineage: Eukaryota; Metazoa; Chordata; Chondrichthyes; Lamniformes; Lamnidae
Product: homeobox protein Hox-D5
Exons: 2
Coding region: 48-806 (252 amino acids)
Biological process (GO): regulation of transcription by RNA polymerase II; anterior/posterior pattern specification
Cellular component (GO): nucleus
Molecular function (GO): RNA polymerase II cis-regulatory region sequence-specific DNA binding; DNA-binding transcription factor activity, RNA polymerase II-specific
Source: RefSeq, a predicted model, not a curated record
UGGCGAAUAAACGUCUGAGAACCACAAAUCAAACCCCUAAAAGGCAGAUGAGUUCCUACUUUUUAAACUCCUUCUCAGGUCGCUAUCAAAAUGGCCACGAUUAUCAGUUGCAGAGUUAUGGAAAUGCUGCUUCUGUGGGCGAGCAUUUUAGGGAGUCGUCAAUGCUCCCCACCAGGUAUGGCUAUGAUUGCACCGGGAUAGACCUCAGCGUGACUCGCUCUAACUCAAAUCUGUGUGGAAACAGUGAAAGGUCUACCAAUUACCUGCAAACAUCCAGUAACACCUUCCAUAGCUCAUCUGGGGUGAAAAUUAAGUCUCCUGAUCCUGCUUUCUGCUCGGCAUCUUUAAUAAGCCCAUCAGACAGUGCUAUUAAGACGGGGGCUGCGAUCAGAGAGUCCAGUCAGUCCUACAGCGGUAACCAGAACACUUCGCCGGUUAACGAUGAACAUCCUAAGGGGACGAACAGCCCCAAACUGGAAAAUGGGCAACUAGACAAAGAUCCAGCCCUGCAGAUGCAGAUAUACCCAUGGAUGAAAAAGAUGCACCUUAACCAAGAAGGCUUAAGUGGACUAGAAGGAAAACGAACGAGGACGGCAUAUACUCGCUACCAGACCCUGGAGCUGGAGAAAGAAUUUCAUUAUAACAGAUACCUUACACGACGCCGGCGGAUAGAAAUCGCUCACGCCCUGUGCCUGACUGAAAGACAAAUUAAAAUCUGGUUCCAAAACCGAAGAAUGAAAUGGAAAAAGGACAAUAAAUUGAAAAGUAUAAAUGUCAGCCCUCCAGGAGGAGGGUUUCAGCCAUAGCUUGUUUCAUCUAACUGGCUAUAUAAUAUUGCUAUCCAGAUGAUUUUUUUAAGUUGCAAUAGGAAAUGUUGCUUGGCUACAUUAAAUGCUUCUCUAUGAGAUACAAUACGUUGUUCUCAUGUGGGUUCAUUUAUAAAGAAAAGAGUACAAUUUAUCAGUUGUCAUCAACAUAUGUUAAAUCAUGUUUUUAUAUAUUGAUGAUAACAUCCAUGCCUAAAUUUAGAUCGUAAGAGAGUAAAAAAGAGGUCAACCGACGUAAGGUAGCCGAGCAAGCCAUUUAUCUCGGAGAACAGAAUGGAAUUGUGCUGUAUAUCUGGUUGCUGAACAAACUAAUUCUAUACCGGAUUAUAGCUUCGCUAAGACUCUAAUUUAAAAAUGUUUUAUAAACAUAGAUACAUAUUGUCUCUUUCAUCUCUUUUUACUUCAAAAGUGAUUUUUUUUUGUUUGCUUAUCCUUUGGAAUGUUUAUGGCACGAGUGUCACCGUGCUGUAUCUUGUGAUGUAUAUUCUGUACAUAUAUAAUGUUUAAAUGUCUGGCUUUGUCCUAUGUACAUGAAAGAAAUGGUGUUUUUUGCCGACAGCGUUGAAAUAAAUUCAGUUUUAUCAAUAAA